Molecule: messenger RNA, 1359 nt
Organism: Eruca vesicaria subsp. sativa (arugula)
Lineage: Eukaryota; Viridiplantae; Streptophyta; Magnoliopsida; Brassicales; Brassicaceae
Source: the annotation of a GenBank genome assembly
AUGGUUAUGAAAACGACAGAGAGAAGCUAUUCCGUGGCAGCAGUUGCCUUGGUCGUCGUUAUGACUACGUAUCUUGUUGCUCUGUUCUCCACCGUGUCCGACCUUAAGUUGAUUCCUUCGCUAACUUUGUCUCAAGGAACGUUACAACAAACAUGGGAAUCAAUAAAAGCUCCACAAGCGAUGACUUCAUCAACAAUCAUAUGUGAUCGGUCCGACACUAACUACGACCUCUGUUCAAUCAACGGCUCGUGUCAUCUAGACCUAACAACCCAAACCAUCAGUCUCCUGGACCCCACUUUCACCACAUCAGCACCGAUUGUCGAAAAGAUCAAACCAUACCCAAGAAAAGCAGAUAACUGGGUCAUGUCUAAAAUCCAAAAACUAACACUGACCUCAGGCCCAAUGAGCCUGACCCGAUCAUGUAACAUAACACAUGAUUCGCCGGCCAUUGUUUUCAGCGCCGGAGGUUACACCGGAAACAUCUAUCACGACUUCAUGGAUGGUUUCAUUCCGCUUUUCAUCACGGCCAACUCGAUCUACCCUGACCGCGACCGCGACGUCAUCCUCGUGGUAGCGAAUCCUAGAGAAUGGUGGAUGCCAAAAUACAUCGACGUUCUAGGUGCGUUAAGCAAACACAAACCCAUAUUACUCGAGAAUAAAAAUGCUUCUAUUACACAUUGUUUCACUUCAGCCACUGUGGGCCUAAUAUCAUACGGGCCAACGUUAAUGGACCCAAACAAAUUACCCAACUAUGGUUCAUUAGUGGGUUUCCACAAUCUUUUAGACAAAGCGUUCAACACAAGUCUAUCCACGUUCAAACCCCAAAAGCCUCGUCUCGUGUUGCUCAGUCGAUAUGGCAACAUUGGUAGGGUGAUAUUAAACGAGGAGAAAGUCAAAAUAAUGCUUGAAGACGUUGGGUUUGAGGUUGUCACAUUUAGACCAACGGGGACAACGAGCAUGAGAGAAGCGUAUAAACUUAUAAAGUCGAGCCAUGGGAUGGUUGGGGUUCAUGGUGCAGCAUUAACCCAUUUGUUGUUUCUUAGACCAGGUUCGGUUUUUGUUCAGGUUGUUCCGGUUGGUGUAGGUUGGGUGGCUAAGUGUUAUGGAUCGCCUGCUAAGGCGAUGAAGUUGGAGUAUACGGAGUAUACGAUUGAUGUGGAAGAGAGUAGUUUGGUAGAGAAGUAUAGUAGAGAUGAUUUGGUUUUGAAAGAUCCUAUUGCUUUUAGUAAAAAUGAUUGGGGUGUGACUAAAAAGGUUUAUUUAAAAGAACAAGAUGUUAGAUUAGAUGUUAAUCGGUUUAGGAGUCAUAUGAGUAAAGCUUAUGAGAAAGCUAAAUUGUUUAUGGACUUGAACGGUUGA